AUGGCAGAUGUGGCGUUGGACAUUGGAAGCCGUCUGACGAAGGUGUACUUGGGCGGUAACGCCACACGCAAAUGUGUAUUCGAAACCCCGCCCGCGGUCCAGAGGAUGAAGGAGCGCUUUGACCACACAUCUACCCGCGCGGAGUUGGACUCUUUCUUACACAGAGUAAGUUGCGCUGCAUGUCUGUGGGGAUCUCAUGGGUGCGUUGAGGUAUUGUCGAGCGCCGACGACUCCCCUUUGUUUACUCAAUAUGUGAUGCGUUGGCUCUCCUCUGUCUCACUCGACAGACAGCCGAUGCUUAGGGACGCCCACUCAUGGCUCUUGGGAGCGCACGGAUUAACGGAUGGCUGUGUUGUGGACAUUGGUUAUGGAGCUACACGCAUUGUUCCAAUUCUUUGUGGCAUUCCUGUAGUGGAGGCUAUUACAAUCGGCAGAGGGAUGCGGGUGUUGCUUGCCCCUUCCCCGGAGGGCGUGGUGGCGUCGCUCGUCUCCACCUCGCCGCCAUCGAGCCCACCGCAGUUGCAGAUUCCUGCGGAGGAAGUGGCUCAAUGGAUCAUUGCCCAUGUGGAAGAGGCCAUGCUGUUGUGCAACUCGCAAACGCAGCGUCCAUUCGUGUGUGGUGUCUUUCUACUGUCGGGUGGCGGUAUUGCGGUGAGGGAAUUGCUGGAGGGACUUCAAAGUGCCAUUCAGACGAGUCGGCCCUACGCACAUGUUCUGGUCUUUGAUGAUUCUGUUCCGAUGUUGUGUGCCUCUGUUUUCAGUCGUUGA
Trypanosoma grayi is the source of this 768-nucleotide messenger RNA. RefSeq lists its product as hypothetical. Lineage: Eukaryota; Euglenozoa; Kinetoplastea; Trypanosomatida; Trypanosomatidae. The coding region runs from base 1 to 768 and encodes 255 amino acids. The record is from RefSeq and is a predicted model, not a curated record. The transcript has a single exon.